Molecule: messenger RNA, 2862 nt
Organism: Penicillium brevicompactum
Lineage: Eukaryota; Fungi; Ascomycota; Eurotiomycetes; Eurotiales; Aspergillaceae
Product: Ataxin-10 homo-association domain-containing protein
Exons: 2
Coding region: 1-2862 (953 amino acids)
Cellular component (GO): cytosol
Source: RefSeq, a predicted model, not a curated record
AUGGCGGAGAAGCCUCUCUGCACUCCGGCAGAGCUUAUGCUCAAGGUCGUCCUUGCAGGAACCCUGAGCCACUAUGAAGUUCGAGGCAUGAUCGACGAGAAACGCUUGGAGCACAUGCUUUCCUGCGGAAAGCAGAUCUUGUACAAGACACACCAGGAAAGCGAUGUUCGUCACAAUCUCGGCAUGUCGUCAGAUAUCUGGCAAGGCCUUACAAAUGUCCUUACGAAAGCGAUCCCCGUCCUCGAGUCCCAAUCUUUCGCAUGGAAAAGCCCCGCCGCCAGCUACGAGCACUCUUCCUCCAACCUUAUCGCCUACAAUUACCUCUCUCUUGUCAAGGAUAUCGAGCGCCUCAAUGAUCUGUGUACUAUUGCCCGCAACCUCCUCGCCACAACCAAGAAGGCGCAAAAUCUGGCAGCGGAGACCGGAUUUGACCAACGGAUCCUUGCGCUCAUCGAUACUUGUGUUCGGGUCACGGCGCGGGGAUUUGAUGGCGAAACAAAUGCGCGAAAUGAGGAGCGAUGGCAGAAAGUGGUCAACCUUUACAAGCGGCUCUUGAUUACAUGCCUUCAGUACCUUCACAACUUCAUUAUGCACAAUGAGCACCGCAAGAUGGUUCUCUGGCUGGACCUCUUUGGCUAUCAUUCAACCGCUGAUACAAACAUCAUCAAGCCAAAGGAGCCCUUGGACGAUGCUAGCUCCCGGGAAGGGGUUGCGCCUAUUGUUCAGGUUGGAGAGCGUGUCAUCAACCCGCCCAUUCGUGCGCUUUACGAUCAGACUGCGGAAGAUCUCUUGCUAGAAACCAUUGCCAAGUUCCCCCGGGAACCCGCCACCAUCAAAGAGGAAGCCGCGAUGCUGCUCUUGGCAAACAUUAAGGAUCACAUGGAGCGAAUCUUGGGUCGGGAUCUCAGUGCUAUUCAAGAAAUGGGAAGAGAUCCUGAUCAGGUAAAGGAUAUCCGAGCCGCCUUGACCGCGAUACUAGGAGCGAAGGUUGAUGGGUGGUCUGAUCUCCAGGAACGUGCCCGUGAGCUUCCACCUGCGCUUCACGAAGAUGAGCACGAUGAACCAGAGGAACAAGAAGAGGAGGGACAUGUGGACCACAGUGGCCACCAGGAAGAGGAAGAGGAAGAAGACCACGAAGUGACCAAGAAGAAAACCAUCUUGACCAUCGAUCGCAGUCUCACAGCUGGCUUCCCUCGUUUAUGCUGGGCCGAUCUUCCGGAGAUCAACGAAUUUGGCGCCGUGGAAGGACCAGUCACCGAUGAAGAUACCAGCAUGCCUCGAUCCUCCCAAUCUGCAGCGGAAACUUUACAAGAGGCCAAGGAUGAGCUUAUGGCUCGGCUUCAAGAACCAUCACACAUUGACGGAGACGAGGAGCAUGAUUAUGACCAUGGAGAUGCACACACUGUGGGCGACGAUGACUCGCGCAGCCUAGAGGCUAUGGCCGAUGGCAGCGUCGACGGGGACGGCGAGGACGAUGUGGAUGAUGACGGCGAGGGGGAUCCAGAUGACGACGAAGAGGAGGAAGACGAUGAAUACCGUGGCCGUCCCGGUGAUCAACAGCGGGGACUUUUGACUGAUAUCCCACUGGUACUCGGACCCGCUGAAAUCGAAGCUUUGCCUAUGAUCGUUCAGGCCGGUAUCGUUGACAGCUUUGGCCUUAAGGGCGGAGAACGCACGGGGUCUAGAAACAUGCAAGCUCUCCGAUGCCAUAUCUUGCUCACCCAGGAGACAGGGCGCAAUCUGCUUCGUGAACUCUUGAUCUUCAUUGCGGCGUGGGAUUUGCCUGACGAUGAACUUUAUUUCAAGAUGAUGGUUCAAAUUAUGGAAGCAGUUCUCAAGAACGGACUCAUGUCUCACGCCUACUCCGACUUUGGCCAACCCAAGGACAUCAUCUCUCCCGCACAGGCUGUGGUUAUCAAGAUCCUCACUCACAUCUUCCGAUCCAAGUAUUCUCCUGCUUCGGUUACAGGUUCCGCCCAGCCAAACAUUCCUCGCAGUCCCAGCUCUCUCAAUCGGGUUGAUAUUCUUACCGUUCGGUACAUCUUUACGAUCUUCCGUGGCAACAUCAUUCCCGAAACCUGUGCUCUGAUCUACCUCCAAGGCCAGAUUCGUGCUGAGCGAGCCUUGUCAGAGGACUUCCCUCUGAAUUUGUGGGAUAUGGAGCGUGUCUAUGAGGGUGUUUAUCAAUUCUUGGAGUUCUUCGCUGUUCUCACUGAAAACAAUGACUGGAAGAACCUGCUGGUCAAAUGGGAAAUUGUCUAUGACUUGGUGACCUUGAUCAAAGAGCUGGAAGCAAGCAUCCCCAAGGGUCAAUUGAGCCAGUUGUCCUUCGGCGCUGUGCCACCGCCGCCCCCACCACGCAGCGAUACCGCCAAUGACGCCUCCAGCUCGUCCCCUGCACCCGUUGCCGUCGAGCGCCCCUACGAUCCGAGCGACCCAGAUCCUGUCGACAACGGAGCUGGCAGCGUUGACUCACGGCCUGAAUCGCCCCCGAUCACCGAAGAUCCUUCAGAAUUCGAAUGGCGCAACCUCAAGAAACUGGUCGUGCUUGUACUGUCCUCGCUGGUGUGGAAGUGCCCGGAUGUUCAAGAGCAGAUCCGCCGCUACGGUGGUGUUGAAGCAAUUCUUUGCUGCACUGCAUUCGACGCUCACAACCCAUACAUCAAAGAACAUGCCGUCAUGUGUCUUAAGUUCUUGCUAGAGGGCAACCGUGAGAACCAGCGUCUGGUGGAAGAACUGGAGGCCCGUGAGGUUGUGAACAAGGAUGGUGGCGUGCUGGAGAAGGCUGGUUAUGAAGCAAUGAUCAACCAAGCCGGCAAGUUGGCCAUUCGGCCCAAGCCUCGCGCCGAGGAAAUCCCAUGA